Molecule: messenger RNA, 2975 nt
Organism: Amoebophrya sp. A120
Lineage: Eukaryota; Dinophyceae; Syndiniales; Amoebophryaceae
Source: the annotation of a GenBank genome assembly
CUGGAGACCUAUUCUACUACUUUUCGCGGUUUGUCUCAACAUGUUGCCCCCGCUCUCGUCGUUCAUCAUGAAGAUCCAAACGGGCCCCGCGCAGGCAGGGGCCGUGGUCCACACAGCCGCGAGGAAGGAACGCAGAACUUUGCCUUCCUGACAAACAAGUUUUGCCGGUGGUUCGCCCAUAUGAAAUGCAAAAGCAUCGUACUAGUAGAAAUCGCAUGACAAAUUCCCUCUGCAUGGAAAAUGGAAUUUGUAAUGCGGAUUUAGGUUUAAGAAGGAGACUUGUAAUGCAUGACUGCGAUUACUACUAGUGCGAUACUUUUGCACAGGAUAGCCCAGGGGCCUUGGUUUUCCACGCUGUCGAAUCAGUGGUGGUCAAAGCCAAAUUCGUAUGAAUUGCAAAAAUGUCUGGGUCUGGAAGAUUGGAACUUGUCGUGCUGAGUCUGGAUCAUGCAAAAAUUUGUGUUGCAUGAUUACCAAAAGAUGUCCGCUUUUGACCAGGUUGACAGGGAGUUUCUCAUGCAGGAUAGGCAUGAUAGACAUCUCACAGCAUCUCUCAUGCUAGGUACUGCAUGCCAGGCCUCAUGGGUCAUGGAAAACCUGCAUCACAAAUCUUGCAUUCUUCCAGACCCAGACAUUUUUACAUUUGAUAACUCGACGAAAAGGACCGGGGACCUCCAAAGCCGCGAAGAUCACGCCUACAACUUCCCUCACCUUGUGCAAACCUGCGUCCGGCAGAUGAAGAGCAGAGGUGGUGUUAUUCCUGGCGAUGGAAACAUUUCGCUUCUGAAAAUCAUGAACGCAGCCUUCCGCGAGCCGCUAGAGAGAGUGGUGGGGGGCGAAGUAGUAGAGAGGAUCAUGCUGGAUGCGCAGCUAGAGCGGGAUGAAGUUGAAGCCCAAGAGCCUGCACCUCCUGCUUGGAGCCGUCUUCUCCAUCGCCUCUGGACCGAAAGGGUUGUGGAUGUUUUGCUAAAAAAUCUCGCGGUAGACCCCCAGGUUUAUGACAGGAAAUACGCCGACCAUUUGGAUUUUGGUAGUAUGCGAGUGCACAAGUGAACUCCCCCUGCCCCCGCUCAUUUCCAUAUGCAACAUUGUAAGUAAUUUCUUCAGAUGUUUCCACCUUUUGUCGCGAUUAGAUAUCACACUCUGAUUGCUCCAGAACAUGAACAAGGCCAAUCUCAGCUCUGCAGUUGACGCAUGAAGAACUUGUCGUGCACACGCUCCACGCGUGCUGGUGUUUGCAUAAUGAUAAUUGCUGUCCAUGCUAUACAGAUAAGCGCCGGGAGAGGGAAUUCCUUGUGCGCUCUCAUAUCAUCAAGAUCCUCUAUUUCAUCUCACGAUGGUGAGCCGGUAGCUGUAUUGGACAUCAGCCAAGAGUCUUUCGAGGUAUGUAUAUACAAAUCUGUCCGGUUCUGGAAGGAUGCAGUAGACUUCUCAUGCGCAACAUUUUGUAACAGGCUAUGCAUUGCAAAAGUAUCGUACUAGUAUAAAUUGCAAAUUUUUUCAAGAAGAAAAAUGGAAUUUGUAAUGCUGAUUUACCUAAAUACAAGGGAUGUUUUUCAUGCAUGAUAGCAAUUACUACGAGUGCGAUACUUUUGCACAGGAUACAGGCAAAGGCAUCACAAUUCAAAUUCUGUCUUGCAUGGUGUACAGAAAACCAUGGUCCACAGAAAACGCGCAGCUCACGUCUGUAGGUGGAGAGGGCAUCCUCGUCCUUCAUGCAGGCUGGGCACGCGGAAUUCCCGGCAGAGCCCCUCGUUAACAAAUCGUAAGUAUGUGGGCCACUGUGUGCAUUCCAAACCUUGUGGCAGUAGAUUCAAGAACAGCAUGGCAAGUCAAAGUAUCUGCAUAUUCUUUCCAGAGCCAGAGGACAUAUUCAAGCUUGAUACGAAAAUGAAAGACAAACAGUAAUUGCGGACAUGUUCCCUUUCGCCACCACCUCCAGGCACCACAGCGAUGACGAAGAUUCGCAGGACAACUACGACCGCGAGUGCCUGCGACUCAUCACAACGCGGCUUUUUCCGAUAUCCGGUAUUGUAUCGUCUUUAAGCGGUACUAGCGGUAGCCAUAGCCUGAGGAGCAACGGGAAGGCAAGGGUAAUGCUAAGGAACAGAGUCAUGCUCACCGACUUUAUCAGCCCCGGAGAAGUGGUGCGCAACGCACUCACCGUAGAAGAGCAGUGUAUCGCGGGGUUUUUGCGGUACUGGGGCCGGCCGCCUGAAGUUGGUGAUAACGGCGUGCGGACUUCGUGCAAACAGGCAAGAGAUUUUUGCAAACGAGGGCGGUAUGACAGGAGCAGAGUGCUAACCAUCAGCCUCGGUUUGGGUAUUCAAUCAGAGGGCCAGCGUGGAGAGACAAGAAAUUCCAAAAUACAGGAGAGCAUCGAUCCCUCCUUCCCCGUGUAUUGGGGAGAAGCCGCAGACAAUUUUCGUUCGCGCGGAGUAUUCCAAAUUGGCAACAUAGGCUACGAAGGCCUUUACCGAGCAUAUUUGGAAGCGAAGUCAACUACAUCUUGCACAACCCCCAGCACCAGCAGGAUUCGUAGCAGGGGGAGCCGCGACCGCCCUUAUGAAGAUGACCCAGAACAAGUCCAGGAUGGCAGUGCCGGGCUAGAGUUCCGCGGUGGAAUGGAAGAGUUCGAGAAAGAAGCGCCGAGAAAUGCGAGCUGCCGUUUUGCUCUGUACAAGAGGAAAGAUAACGGGAAAGAAGAGGAAGACGGCACUGAAACUAGGACGAUUUUCAAGUCGGAAGUUCUGCGUGGAAACAGAAUGCCCCUCGAGCAGGCCGUUUUCCUCGAGAAGCCAGGCCCAGCCGUGUUGAAGCCCCGGGUCGCGCAGUAUUUGCAGUGGGGGCACCGAGGCGAGUGCGUUGUGUGCCACGGACACCUGCUUUUCAGCUCACGCCAGGAAAAAGCUUGGCAAGAGGUGGCAGCCUGGUGCCCGUCGCUGUGCGCGCCCCGUACCCCGCUCUCGGCAAGG